AUGAAAAGACACUUAUUUGUACUGGGCCUCCACCUGCUCUCUCCACUGGCAAAGGCUCAAGGCCCAGCCGAACAGGCAUGGCCAACUCCCACUGCCGGCAACUUUACAAUUCCAAAUUUCGCCUUCGACUCCGGAGAGACCCUGGACGUACUCGAGCUUCACUACAAGACGUUGGGCAAAUUGCAAGUCAACGAUGAUGGGAGCAACAAUGCGGUCUUCAUUAUGCAUGGCAGCACGGGUUCAAGUGAACAAUUCCUGAACGAUGAUUUUGCCGGCGCUCUCUUCAACCCCGGCCAAAUUCUCGAUGCAGAUAAGUACUUCAUUAUCCUUCGAGAUAGCAUUGGGCAUGGCAACUCGAGCACUCCUCGCAAUACAGGUCUUCAUGCCCGAUUUCCGAAAUACCAGUACUCGGAUAUGGUCCGUGUUGACCACCAACUCCUCACCGAGCAUCUCGGGGUGUACCACCUGAGGCUAGUCAUGGGUGUCUCCAUGGGUGGUAUGCACACUUGGAUGUGGGGCGAGCAACAUCCAGAUUUCAUGGACGCCUUGAUGCCAAUUGCUUCACUGCCAGUGCAGAUCACUGGCCAGAAUCGACUUUGGAGAAGAUUCUUCAUGGACUUGAUCCAGAGCGACCCGGAAUGGAAAGGGGGCGACUAUGAAACCCAGCCGUUGAUGGCCCUCCAGGGCGCUAUGAGCGUACUACAAGUCAUGUUUGCCGGACCUCAGCAUCUGGCGCGAGAGUUCCCCACUAGAGACGCUAUGGAUGAGGAAGUCGACCAGCUGUCUGAGCUCCUCCUGGAUAACCGAGAUUACUACGACGUCAACAAUCAGCUCUACGCAUACAACGCUUCAUAUACCUACGACCCUGAAGCUGACCUCGGAAAGAUCAUGGCGCCUUUGACGGCGGUGAAUACUGCUGACGAUCUGAUGAAUCCGCCGGAUCCUGACAUCUUGAGACCAGCGGUCCAGAAUCAAAUGGCUGAAGGACUAGGCAAAGCUGUCAUCAUCCCGGCCAGUAACAAGACCAUUGGCCAUGGUUCUUACAUCUUGGCAGAUCUGUGGAAGGACGAACUCGUACAACUUCUUGCCAGAUCUGAGAGGUCAUAG
Cyphellophora europaea CBS 101466 is the source of this 1107-nucleotide messenger RNA. RefSeq names its product homoserine O-acetyltransferase. The transcript has a single exon. Gene Ontology annotation, biological process: L-homoserine metabolic process. The coding region runs from base 1 to 1107 and encodes 368 amino acids. The record is from RefSeq and is a predicted model, not a curated record. Lineage: Eukaryota; Fungi; Ascomycota; Eurotiomycetes; Chaetothyriales; Cyphellophoraceae. Gene Ontology annotation, molecular function: homoserine O-acetyltransferase activity.